AUGCAACCCCAUGCCAGUAGUUGUGUUGUGCACCACGUUGCUCAUGAAUUUGGCAAAGGAUCUGACUUGCUUUUUCCAAUGAAUUUUUGUCGUGUCAUAAACGCUCGAGCUUGCAAAAAACGCCAGAAAAUACAGCCAAAGGUCUAAAGAUACACAAUUCUAUGUGCUUGUGAUGUGAUAAAACCCCUCUGAAACCAAAUAGUGCCCGUCUUCGUAAUCCUCCCAAGUACUGUAUAAAAUAGCUGCAUCAUUUUUCAUUGUGAAGAAUGCAAGAAGAACAUGUUUGUAAGUAUGGUGUCCUUUAACGCCGAGCCAAGAAAGACGAUGCGCUGAUGUAUUCGAUAGAGUAAAAAGCAUGCGAGUCGCGCUCAUGUCGCGUGCGUCUCCAUCAUGCUCAGCAUCAGUCGGAAGCUUGCUGUUUCUACCCCGAAGCUAGAGUCACAACUACUCAAUACCUCUAGGUCAACAAGUUACUUUCGACGAAAUUUUCUAUCAUCGCAACAACACUUAUUUCUAUGUCGAUUUGCAACUGCUCCAUAUCCACAAUCUCUUUGCCCUUCACAACAAACGAGCACACGCAAUACUUCUUCUAUUGCUCCUUCUUCACAACUCAGCGACCUGCUACUUCACCUCCCUUUAUCCAAUAGUACAAGCAGAAAGCAAAUUAGAAGUACUACUUCUUCUUCCUUUCUUUCCUCAAAUUUAUUUACGAACCCAGAUUUAUUUCACAAAAGUGAUCUGAGCUUCUCAAACCUACUAGCGCGCACCUCUACAACACGCACCAUGGGAUCCGUCGCCAAGCCGGACAAGAAGGAGGAGGCGGUGACCUUCUACCGCAAGGACUAUAAGCCUCCGAAUUUCUGGGUGCCGAACGUCGCCCUGACGGUAAAGCUGUUCGGUCCGGAAAAGACCGUCGUCGAGGCGGUUCUCAGUUUGGAGAGGAACUUGGGCGGCGGGAACAAGCGUCCCUCGCCGUUGGUGCUGGACUGCGAUGCCAUGCUGGACGUGAAGGAAAUUUCGGUGCUGCAAGAAGACAAUGGGGAAACGGUCAUUCUGUCCCCGAGCGUGGACUACGCGUUCUCCGGGUCCGGAGACGAGCGGAAACUGGAAAUUCUGGAGGACCGGCUGCUGAAGACGGAGGCGCAGACGUCGACGAAGCUGAAGACCGUCGUGGAGUUCAACCCGGACGCGAACAAAACCUGCAUGGGGUUGUACUUGACGCAACUCGCCGACAAGUCUUAUCUCCAUUGCACCCAGAUGGAGGCCGAGGGGUUCCGGAAAUUUUCGCCCUUCCUCGAUCGGCCGGACGUGAUGAGCAAGUACACGGUGCGGAUCGAGGCGGACAAGGAGGCCUGCCCGGUCUUGCUGUCGAACGGGAAUCUGGUCGAAGAGGGAACUUUGCCCACCGACAAAACCCGCCACUACGCCGUCUACGAAGAUCCGCACAAGAAACCCGCCUACCUGUUCGCCCUGGUCGCGGGCCGCCUGGCGUACAUCGAGGACAAGUUUACCACCCAGGGAAAGUUUGUGUCCUCCGGGAACUUCAAGCCCCGAACGGUGACGCUGCGGGUGUACGCGGAGGACAGCGUGAAGCACCUGCUGCGGCACAGUUUGGACAGCCUGAUCAAGGCCAUGAAGUUCGACGAGGACAUGUUCGAACUCGAAUACGACCUGGACAUCUUCAACAUCGUCUCCGUGAAGGACUUCAACAUGGGCGCCAUGGAGAACAAGUCGCUAAACGUGUUCAACGAGAAGCUGAUCCUCGCCUCGCCUACAGAGGCGUCCGACGCGGACUACGAGCGCAUCGAGUCCGUGGUCGCGCACGAGUACUUCCACAAUUGGACGGGCAACCGCGUCACGUGCCGGUCCUGGUUUGAGCUCACGCUCAAGGAGGGGCUCACCGUGUUUCGGGACCAGACGUUCUCCACCCACGUGGGGCUGAUGAAGGACACGAAGCGCAUCGACCAGGUGCAAGACAUGCUGGAGAUGCAGUUCGUGGAGGACAGCGGGCCGCUGUCGCACCCCAUCCGCCCGGAGAGCUACGAGAAGAUCGACAACUUUUACACCGCCACGGUGUACGAAAAGGGCGCGGAGGUGAUUCGCAUGUACUGGACGAUUCUGGGCGAGGAGGGCUUCAAGCGGGGCAUGAAGAAGUACUUCGAGCUCUUCGACGGCACCGCGGCCACCUGCGACGACUUCCUGCACAGCAUGAAGCUGGGCGGCAAGGAGCUCGGCAAGGAGAUCGACUGGGACCUCUUUUCCAAGUGGCUCAGCACCAAGGGCACGCCGGAGGUCAAGGUCCAGAAGUGCCGCGAGCGCUCGACCGGGAGCCGGUUCGAGCUGGAGUUCACGCAGGGCCCGGUGAAAACCGUCGGGACGGCCGCCGCAGUCACGGAAAUUUUGCACAUCCCGGUGUCGUUCGCGUUGCUGCACGCGAAGACGGGCAAGCAGAUCUACCCCGCCGGGGACGCGAACUUGGAGGUGUUUCACCUCACGGACAAAACCGGCUCGGUGGUCGUUGAGGUACUUAUGACUUAUUAUGCCGUGUUGGAACACAGUCUUUCUUAUUCUUUUUCGAUUUGUAGCUCGUAUCGAUUCCGUUGAGGUGUACCUCCGGUACGAGUGUCGUUUUUGAUUUUAGUUAGGAAUAUUCGCCCACAUCAGGCAAUAUUCCUGCCUUGCUCGUGCGCAUACGUACGUAGAUCUCUUGGCUUGCCUUGAGGUUUAGGGUCGGAGCGCUCUCAGCACUGCUGAAGCUUUAGAACCAGAUGGGAGUGCACGCCCGGACGGAUCAGAGCACAAGGCUUACUAGCGCUUUUUGAAAGUAGAUUUUACCUUGCCUUCCUCUUGUUUGCCUUUUGUUUUUCCCUGGGCCCUACUGGCACCAAGCAGUAAUUUUUUGGGAUUGGGGCGCGACACCUUCCGGUGUCGUAUUAUCUUUUUCGGGUUGGGUAUAUUCACAUAGUAUUUUUAGGUUCAGAACAUGCGUUUUGCGCGCUUUCUCUGAUCAGGCCGUCCUACGCCCCUCCGCCACAUCUUCUUCCCUACGAUCUACGUCCUGUUUCCGCCCCUGUCCGACACCAGCGUCGAUAGGGUUUUGAGGGUCUUAGGGUUUAGGAUAUUUGAUCUUAUUCUUUUUGUUUCUUUAUCGGCUUCUUGGCACGUCUUUUCCGGUGGAGAUUCAUUCAUGGUUGGAAGUUCCGGCACGAUAAGUAGCGAAAAAAGACCUUAAUCUUAAAGCAAGAGUGUGCAUAUCAAGCACUAACACACAGCUCCCCCCCGGCGUUGAGUUUGAUGAUGUGGUGCCGUCUUUGAAUCGUGGUUUCGGCGCGCCCAUCAAGCUCUACUACGAUUACACGGUGAAGGAGUUGUCCUCCCUGGCGGCGUUCGACACGGACAUGUACUGCAAGUACAACGCGUUCGACGCACUCUGCACCAAAGUCAUCUACGACGUGUACGAGAACAGCCAGGGGAAGGCAGCCUAUCUGGACGAGAAAAACAAAAGCAGCGUCACGGAGAAACUUGACUACCUGCUCCAGUCGAUAAAAUUUUUGCUGGACGACAAAUCCUCUUCCGCGCUGGCGCUCGGGAAGACACUGGCAUUGCCGGAUGUGAGCGGACUCAUGGUGGGCUACGGGUCGAAGGUGGAUCCGAUAUGCAUUGCAAAUAUGUCUGGGUCUCGAAGGAUGCAACUUGUGAUGCUAUUUUUGGAUUCUAAAAAAAGAUGUGUUGCAUGACAAGCAAUAGGAGUCAGGUUUUUGCCACGUGGAGAGGACAUUUCUCAUGCAGGAUAGGCAUCAAGAAGUCCUCAGAAAAUCUGUCAUGCUAGGGCCUGCAUCACAAACAUCACGGCUCAUGCUAAACGUGCAUGCCAACUCUCAGAAUCUUCCAGACCCAGACACUUUUGCAUUUCAUAUCCAAUCCUGCUGGACAAAAGCGUCGAGCUGGUGCGGGAAAAGAUCGUGCAGAAAUUGGGAAAGGAGAUUAAGCAAAGGUAUAAUGCAGAAAUACUUGAUUCUUGAUCUCGAAUAGCUGUAAGUUGCACUUGGCAGCAUCCAUUCUGUACAGCUUGUACUUCUCGGAAUGUUUUUGUAUCGCAACACGAGCACUUGCAGUGGUAGUGCAUCUUCUAUGCAUUUUUGUCUACUGCACCACAGAGCGGCCACAUGGAAAGAAAAAUCUUGCGAAUGCGAAGUAAGUACUUACUUACCUAGCAGAGUAACAAAGCGAAGAAAAUUCGCGUUCCUAUAUUCAUGAUUCUUUCAUUGGAUUUUGCAAUAAAACCUCUGCUCCCUACCAGGUAUCAAGCCACGCUGAAGGCCACAACGACAAGCGGCUUCUCGCUUUCCCAGGAGGCGAUCGGAAGCCGAUUGCUGAAGAACGCGCUGCUUGGUCUUUUGCAAGACCCAGAGCUGGCGGAGAAGCAGUACUUCGCUGCGCAGACCAUGACGGAGCGCGUUGCCGCCUUCCGGGUCCUGGUGGAGCAGAACAAACAGGCCAAGGCACAGGCGGACUUCUUCGAGUUUGCGAAAAAAUCCGGCUCUAUCCUGAGUAAAAACGUACCCACACCAGAGUUGUCAUGCAGAUUUGCAAAGACAGGAAGACUUGUAAUGCGCAUCCCCAUGACAGGCAUUUUCAAUCGUGUUUUGGAAUUUGUGAUGCUGUGAACAGGAUCAGCAGGUCGAUUUGUGAUGCGGCUUUCCUUGCUAAGUUGCACUACCUUACGGACUGAAACUUGUCAUGCGUGACUCACAAAGCUCCUAGGUUUGUGUUGCAAAAUCCUCAUCCUGACUCUGGUGUGGGUACGUUUUUACUCAGGAUAGGCUCCGGUCCAGUGAUGGACAAGUGGUUCGCCUUGCAGGCGGCGUUCUCAAGCAAUUUUGAUCAGGUACGCCAAUUGCAUGCUUAAGCACGGGCAGUUAUUGCAUAAUGUCUCUGUUUAUUCUUGUUGGGCACCUCCACCUCCACUUGGACCUGCUUAGUGAAGUGACUGGAAAAAUAAACUGAAAUGUUUGAUGCAGUUGAAAAACGAAGAUUCAGAUUGUGAUUGAACAACCUAUGCCAUUCCCCAGGUUGCGGCUUUGACGAAGCACCCGGAGUUUACCGUUUCCAAUCCGAACCGAUUUCGGUCAGUGGUCGGCUCGGCGAUUCGAAACAUCAAGCUCUUCCACAGCGAUCAAGGUAGGGAUUUUGUGAAGAAACAGAUCCUCGCGCUGGACAACUACGGCAACGGGCAGGUCGCCGCACGACUCUCGCGGGCGUUUGAGUGCAAGACCAAGAUCACCGAAGAGUUUGCAACGAAGGUGCAGAAAACCAUUACGGAAAUGCUUGCGACAGAAAACCUGAAGAGCGAAACCCGGGAAAUCCUUUCCAAGAUCAGCGCGGCAGCGUGA
Molecule: messenger RNA, 5393 nt
Organism: Amoebophrya sp. A120
Lineage: Eukaryota; Dinophyceae; Syndiniales; Amoebophryaceae
Source: the annotation of a GenBank genome assembly